CGAGUAGGAGUAGUGGUCACGAUUGUCGCACCCAUGGACACUUUUCAUGGUGCCUUUUUAAAAAAAAAAAAAUUCAUUAUUAUUGCGGGCCGUGUUAAAUGUUAUUUUUAGUACAUACUGUGGGCUGUUAAAAAAAAUGGAUAAUGGGUCACAGAUGGCCCCCAGGCUGUAGUUUUGACACCUGUCUUAACCAUAAGAUUUGGUUGUUGACUUGCAAACUUUACACAAUGCAUAUGAAACUUGGCCAAAAUUAAGAGAACUUUGAUAACACAACACCUUUUUAUAACUUUAUUUUGUCAAACUUAAGAGCCCAAAAGAGUUCAGAUCUCAAAGUUAUUUUCAUUGAGUUUGGAAUUGAUAACAUUACUACUUAUGUCAGACAAAAAAAAAAAAAAGGUGCUGCAAACAUGGUGACAAUGUCCAGCCCACCCGGGUCUCGUCACAGAAAACCCCUCCUCGUGUAGAAAAAAAAAAAAAAAAAAGAAAAGAAAAGAAAAAGAAAAAACGAACACUUCCUCUCUGCUACAGCCACAAAGCAGACCAGAGUUCCCCCGUCUCUCCUCCGCCGUCAAGCCUUCGACGCAAACCCGGAUAUGUUCACUCCCCAGGCGGCGACGCGCCGGGGCUUCUCCCCCUAAGCAGGAGGCGGAGGAAGAGGCGGAGGAAGAGGCGGCGGCAUGGGAGUGUUUUUACCUCGAAGAGAUGCUUGAAGAAGCGCGCACGUCUCCGCAACAGACUGGCCGAGGAAGACUCCCGGAGGAAGGCGAGCGAGGAGGAGCGGGACUGCGGCGAUGCCGCUGCCCCAGGGUGCGCUGCUGCUCCUGGGCGUGCUGCUGAUGGUGGCCGGCGGCUUGGUGGCCCUGUGCGCGCCUCUGCCCAGCAUUGCGGCUCCCGUCUUGGGGCUCUUCCUGGGCAUCGGGGGCGUGGGCCUGCUGGUGUGCGGGCUGUGCAUGGCCAUGAAAAACCUGCAGGCGGCGGUGCCGGGACAUUUCCUGCUGCACCCGCGCACGGGGACGCGCUUCAGCCCGCAGCAGUCGCUGGCCAUACAAAGGAGGCUGGACCGAAUUCGUCGAGAGAUGUCAACGGACUCUGUCGGCGGCGCGCCGGACCCCGAACCGGCCCUCGAACCGGUCCUCCCGUCCACUCCUCCCCCUUGGACCAUGGAACCUCCCCCGUCCUACGACACGGUGAUGAAGAUCCAAGAGCACGGCGAGCAGCACUAACGUCGUCCCUUAUCGGACGUAUUGACUUUGAUGCCGUGUGCAUGUCGUGAACGGUCGCUAGCAAGCUAAGUUCACUAAGCCUUUAAAUGGGACCAAAGACUUUCUUAAAGGGAUGGCGUCGACAUGAUUGGCUCGCUUUAAUUUACGUAAGCAACUAUUGCGGCUACUCAGCACCUGAGCGCUAACUCCAAUGCAAAGUGCCUUUCUCUGGAGCCUUUUCACACAGAGACCCCCCCAAAGUCAGAGCAUCAGAGUCGUUCAAAAAUUCAAAAUAAUAAUAUCCACAAAUUUUUCAAAUCUGCCUUUCAGGCAAAUGCCAGCAAAAGUGGGAUUUUGCUGCAAUCAGAUCAUUACACUGGUCAACAACAAAUGUAUUGUCUAAGAUUUUUUUUUAGCUGAUUUAGGACAAUAUUGAUGUGCUGAAUCCAAAUAUCACGUUUGUUUUGCGCAAUCAGGUCAAUGUUUUUGACCUAUGGCCACAUGAUUUUGUUUACAUUUACAGGUAUUUUUGCUUUAGAGGUUCAAUUUAGAUGACAAUUUACAGGUGCUUACUUUUAUCAAUGUCUACUGUUCAAUUUACAGUAAGGAAAGUUUGUAACAUUUGAUCAAUAAACCGUAAACUACUUGGAACCACCCAUGCAAAAUUGUUCAAAAUCAAAUUGAAAAAAACACAGACAAUUACAAAAAAAAACUUUAUUUGUAACCCAGUGUUAGAUGACGUCAGCACCAAGGAAGAUAGGAGGUGUUUAUUUCAGGUUUAUUUAUUAGAGGAGAGGCUACUGUUUGAAGAAUUACGGUAUUUUCGUAAAAUCCGAAUAAGGGGAAAAAGGGCUGCUUUUAUUUGAGAUGAGCAGAAGAUCUUAUUUGAGGAAACACAGUGUUGUUCUGUAAGAGCUGAAGUCCUGAAGGGUACAAUAGGUGUUUAUUUUAGGUUAGGCCCUUAUUUGUUCAAGCAAACAAUGCACGUGGUGAUUAUUUGAGGCAUGGCGUCUAUCAGAGCAAGGGCUACUACUUUAGGAAGCAUGUAUUUUUGUAUAAGGUCUAAAGUCGUAAGUGGACAAAAGUAGAAAUGUGUUUGAGGUCAAGCGUCUGUUAGAGCAGAGGUUACUUUUUGAGGGCGUGCGGUAUUUUUGUGUAAGAUCUGAAUUUCUGAUUUCUAUGACAUGCGUGACGCAUUAACCCCCAUUCUAACCGCGUUUUUUAUUCCCGCAACGACGUCACCUCAAAGCAUCCAAUCAGAUCACUUGACUGUUAUUCGCCAUGCUACUGCCAGCCACUAGGGGGCAUCUUUGCAUGCUAUUUGGGAACUGCAAAUGCUACGCUACGACGUGUCAACCUGCAUUCUGGCCGUGGUUUUCAUGGUUUUUGGGCACCGGGGAGGGGGAGGGGGGGGGGGGAUGAUGUCGCCGCAAAGCAUCCUUUCUCUAUGCAAUUGACAACCACUAAGGGGAUAUGUGUAUGUUAUCUGAGGAUUGCUUAAUUUGCUACAGCUCAAUUGACUGUUUUCUUGGUUAUUUUGAUGACAAUUGUGACAAAUGCAAUUGUUUGUUCUAUAAACCUUGUGCACAUUCAAGCGGG
Messenger RNA from Phyllopteryx taeniolatus (common seadragon), 2801 nucleotides. RefSeq lists its product as uncharacterized. The transcript is spliced from 2 exons. Lineage: Eukaryota; Metazoa; Chordata; Actinopteri; Syngnathiformes; Syngnathidae. The record is from RefSeq and is a predicted model, not a curated record. The coding region runs from base 792 to 1223 and encodes 143 amino acids.